Messenger RNA from Microdochium trichocladiopsis, 1560 nucleotides. RefSeq lists its product as uncharacterized. The record is from RefSeq and is a predicted model, not a curated record. NCBI's taxonomy places the organism in Eukaryota, Fungi, Ascomycota, Sordariomycetes, Xylariales, Microdochiaceae. The transcript is spliced from 2 exons. Bases 1 to 1560 code for a protein of 519 amino acids.
AUGUCGACAACCACAUGGUCCCCGCAGCAAGGGGCGCUGCUUCUCGCCACCAGCUUCCUCAGCCCCCGAGUCGACGACGCGGAUUACCAAUGUAGCUCCGAGCACGCCUCCGACUACUACGGCCUGGGCGUGCGGCUGGGUAUAUACUUCUCGUGGCUGUCCGGGUGGCUCGCAAACACGUUCCUGUCGUCGGGCAUCUCGGGGGCGGCCGACACCAACGCCAUCUUCCUCUUCACGCUGCUGAUCGCGAUGACGGUCGACAGCAACACGGACAAGCUGUUCCAGAUCGACGGCCUGAUCCUGAUGCAGCUCUGCUCGGGCACCAUCUUUGGCAUCCUGUCCGUGUGGGGCUACCGCACGCGGCUGUACACCGAGUACGGCCCCCGCGCGAUCGGCCUCUUUGGCAGCUACGGCACGCACGUGCGCAUGAUGACGAGCCUGGGGGUCAGCGCGUUCGGCACGUGGUUCUGGACGUACGGGCUCGCGGGCCGCGCCGAGGUCAUGGGCCCCGGGGACGGCGUGACCGACCCGGGCCAGAACAGCGAGGCGUGCUCCGUGCUGUGGAUGUGGCUGUUUGUCAAUGUCCGGGCCGACAGCCCCGGGAUCAGGGGCCUGUACAUCACGUUGUCGGUGGCGUGUACUGCGUACUUUGGCUUCAUGCUCAUCGUCAGCUCGCUCGCCGCGUGGUUCACGCUCGACAGGCUGGCGUCCAAGUCGGCCGGCAUGUUCCCCCGGCGAUGGGCCUGGACGGCGCAGCACCACAAGCAGAAGUUGGCGAGACCGGUAUAUGUGACGGGGUUCACCUCGACAGAGCUCAAGUGGAUCUUCAAAUUCCUCCGCGUCGGCACAGUCAUCUGGCUCGUCUUCAGCGCCCUCAUGAUCGAGAUGACACUCAACGCCAACCACGUCCGCUCCGUCCUCGGCGACCCCAAGAACAACGCCCUCCAGCUCCCCGGCCAGCUCCUCCCGUUCCUCAUCGGUCUCAUGUCCUUCAUCAGGGUCUGCUAUGCCCUCUUCAUCGAGCGCUGGGUCGACCGCGACGAGCCGCCUGUGCUGCUGCUCCCGCCGGAAGACGAGACACCCGGCAGCGCGGCGCCCAUACCCCUGGGGAACUUCAACAACAGCUCGAUCGCCCGGCACCGCACGGCGAAACGUCAAGGCGGACGCUAUGGCCAGGCGGUAGGCGCCGAGGCGGGAGAGGCAGGAGAGGCAGGAGAGGCAGGAGAGGCAGGAGAGGCAGGAGAGGCGAGACCCGUGGCCCAAGGAGUGAUCAGGUCGGUCAGCUCGUACGACAAGGCGCAGCUGCGGCGGUCGCUGUGGGUGCGGUAUCUCGUCGCCUGGCUGCCGUGGCUCAGUCUCUUGCAGCACUACGACAACCAGCUCGAGGAGGUUGGCAUCUCGCGCCACAGUACCGCGCUGAGCUCGUACGACGUCGCCCGGAUCUAUGCGAGUCCCCGCGAGGAGGAGUGGGGGAGUGCCUCCGUUCGUCCGGAGGUGCAGGCGAGCCUGAUUCCAAAGUCUCCAGCGGGGGAAUCCAUCAGGGACCUCAGGUCGCCGUGA